Messenger RNA from Pipistrellus kuhlii (Kuhl's pipistrelle), 4327 nucleotides. It is a transcript of the gene RECK, whose product is annotated as reversion inducing cysteine rich protein with kazal motifs. Gene Ontology annotation, biological process: extracellular matrix organization; sprouting angiogenesis; blood vessel maturation. The coding region runs from base 83 to 2989 and encodes 968 amino acids. Gene Ontology annotation, molecular function: metalloendopeptidase inhibitor activity; protein binding. The transcript has 21 exons. Lineage: Eukaryota; Metazoa; Chordata; Mammalia; Chiroptera; Vespertilionidae. The record is from RefSeq and is a predicted model, not a curated record. Gene Ontology annotation, cellular component: plasma membrane.
CCUCCGCGGGCAGCGGCGGCGGCGGCGGAGGCGGCCGGGCUGGGUCCGAGCAUCCCGCGGCGGCGGACCUCCGGGCCGGGACAUGGCGACCGUCCGCGCCUCUCCGCUCGCCGCGCUGCCGCUUCUCCUGGCCGUGGCGGGGGUCGCGGAGGUGGCGGGGGGCCUGGCCCCGGGCAGUGCGGGUGCAUUGUGUUGUGAUCAUUCCAAGGAUAACCAAAUGUGCCAUGAUGUUUGUGAACAGAUAUUCUCCUCAAAAAGUGAAUCCCGACUAAAACAUCUGUUGCAGCGAGCCCCAGAUUAUUGCCCUGAAACAAUGGUUGAAAUUUGGAGUUGUAUGAAUUCAUCUUUGCCAGGUGUAUUUAAGAAAUCUGAUGGCUGGGUUGGCUUAGGCUGCUGUGAACUGGCUAUUACCUUGGAGUGUCGACAGGCUUGCAAGCAGGCAUCUUCAAAAAAUGAUAUUUCCAAAGUUUGCAGAAAAGAAUAUGAGAAUGCUCUUUUCAGUUGCAUUAGCAGAAAUGAAAUGGGCUCAGUGUGUUGCAGCUAUGCAGGCCAUCACACAAACUGCCGAGAAUACUGUCAAGCCAUUUUUCGAACAGACUCUUCUCCUGGCCCAUCUCAGAUCAAAGCAGUGGAAAAUUAUUGUGCCUCUAUUAGUCCACAAUUAAUACACUGUGUGAACAAUUAUACCCAAUCUUACCCAAUGAGGAACCCAACAGAUAGUUUAUAUUGCUGUGACAGAGCUGAAGACCAUGCUUGCCAAAGUGCCUGCAAGAGAAUUCUAAUGUCUAAGAAAACGGAAAUGGAGAUUGUUGACGGCCUCAUCGAGGGUUGUAAGACCCAGCCCUUGCCUCAGGAUCCUCUUUGGCAGUGUUUUCUUGAAAGCUCACAGUCUGUUCACCCUGGGGUCACUCUGCACCCUCCUCCUUCUACAGGCCUUGAUGGGGCUAAAUUGCAUUGUUGUUCUAAAGCAAACACUUCAACAUGUAGGGAACUGUGCACUAAACUUUAUAGUAUGAGCUGGGGCAAUACACAGAGUUGGCAAGAGUUUGAUCGCUUUUGUGAAUAUAAUCCGGUGGAAGUGUCCAUGUUGACCUGUUUAGCAGAUGUUCGGGAACCUUGCCAGUUGGGCUGUAGAAACCUUACUUACUGUACUAAUUUUAACAACAGGCCAACAGAGCUUUUCAGGAGUUGUAAUGCUCAGUCAGAUCAAGGAGCCAUGAAUGACAUGAAGCUAUGGGAAAAAGGAAGCAUAAAGAUGCCAUUUAUCAACAUACCUGUUCUUGACAUUAAAAAGUGCCAGCCAGAAAUGUGGAAAGCAAUAGCUUGCUCCCUGCAGAUUAAACCUUGUCAUAGUAAAUCCCGAGGGAGUAUUAUUUGCAAAUCAGACUGUGUGGAAAUUCUCAAGAAAUGUGGGGACCAGAACAAAUUCCCUGAAGACCAUACAGCUGAAAGUAUUUGUGAGCUUCUGUCACCUACAGAUGACCUGGAGAGUUGUAUACCUUUGGAUACAUACCUCAGGCCAAGCACUUUAGGUAACAUUGUAGAAGAGGUGACUCAUCCCUGUAACCCCAAUCCUUGCCCUGCUAAUGAGCUCUGUGAGGUGAACCGGAAAGGGUGUCCAUCUGGAGAUCCCUGCCUCCCAUACUCUUGUGUUCAAGGUUGCAAAUUGGGAGAAGCCUCUGAUUUCAUCGUCCGUCAAGGGACACUAAUCCAGGUGCCAUCGUCUGCAGGCUCAGAAGUUGGCUGUUAUAAAAUUUGCUCCUGUGGACAUACUGGGCUCUUAGAAAACUGCAUGGAGAUGCACUGUAUAGACCUUCAGAAGUCUUGUAUUGUUGGAGGAAAAAGAAAAAGUCAUGGGACAUCCUUUAAUAUCGACUGCAAUGUUUGUUCUUGUUUCGCUGGCAAUUUGGUGUGCUCUACCCGCCUGUGCCUCAGUGAGCACAGUUCAGAAGAUGACCGCCGCACCUUCACAGGACUGCCCUGUAAUUGCGCCGACCAGUUCGUCCCUGUGUGUGGGCAGAAUGGACGCACCUACCCCAGUGCCUGCAUUGCUCGCUGUGUGGGCCUCCAAGACCAGCAGUUUGAGUUCGGGUCAUGCAUCUCAAAGGACCCCUGUAAUCCUAACCCCUGCCCCAAAAACCAAAGAUGCAUACCCAAGCCACAAGUCUGCCUGACGACUUUUGACAAAUUUGGGUGCAGCCAGUUCGAGUGUUUGCCACGACAGCUCACCUGCGACCAGGUCCGAGAUCCUGUUUGUGACACAAACCACAUGGAGCACAGCAAUCUCUGCACUUUGUACCAGCGAGGGAAGAGCCUCUUGUACAAAGGCCCGUGCCAGCCCUUCUGCAGAGCCACGGAGCCCGUCUGCGGGCACAACGGGGAGACCUACCGCAGCGUGUGCGCAGCCUACUCGGACCGCGUGGCUGUGGACUACCACGGGCCCUGCCAGGCCGUCGGCGUCCUCUCCGAGCACGGUUCUGCCACCGAGUGUGCUGCCGUGAGGUGUCCUUCGCUCUCCGCAGCUGAGUGCAAACCCAUCGUCCCACCCGGUGCUUGUUGCCCACUGUGUGCUGGGAUGCUAAGAGUUUUGUUUGACAAAGAAAAACUGGAUACAAUUGCCAAGGUAACGAACAAAAAGCCGAUAACCGUUCUGGACAUACUUGAGAAAAUCCGCAUGCAUGUGUCCGUCCCACAGUGUGACGUAUUUGGGUACUUCAGCAUCGAAUCCGAAAUAGUGAUCCUGAUCAUUCCUGUCGAUCAUUCUCCAAAAGCUCUGCAGAUUGAGGCCUGCAAUAAAGAAGCCGAGAAGAUCGAAUCCCUGAUCAACUCCGACAGCCCUACGCUGGCCUCCCACGUCCCCCUCUCUGCCCUCAUCAUUUCCCAGGUGCAGGUCUCCAGCAGCCUGCCAUCGGCGGGCGUCCAGGCCGGAGCCCCCUGCCACUCCUGCCUCUUCCUCCUCACCCUGGGCUUCGCCCGGCACGUAGUCUAGGCCCAUAGCUGACCGCCCAUGGGACGUGCAGAAUGUUCCUCAGUCUGCCUUCCUAAUGCAGCUUCGAAGCUGGAGAGUGGCCAGGUCAAAGCAUUCGUCACCUCUGUUCACCACACAGUAUUUUUUUUUAAUCUGCCAACAUUAGUAGGGGUUUUGUUUUGUUUUUAUAAAUGUUAAAAAUUUCCCUCCAAAUACUAAUGAAAAGAGGAUGUUUCUUCUGGGGGGUCACUGCCUGCCAGUUCACAGGUUGCUCCUUAGGUGGGUCCCUCCCUCUAAAACAUGUUCCAUGUCACUGAUGAAUGAGAUGAUCACUUUUUAGAAAGAUAACUCACUCGGCUGUGGGCUUUGUGUCGCAGGAACUUCAUUUUAGAGUUCCUGUGAGUGUUAAGGGGCCCCCAGUGUUUGUGUGUGUGUUUACAGACAAUUCCCUGCUCAGUGAAGAGCCCUUACAUUACAGUAUGAAAUGGAGAUGAAGCAUCUUUGGAACUAUCGUGUAGGUCAUCAGGCAGCCUUAUUUCCAGCUUUAACUUAGGAACCCCUCUAUUGCAAUAAGCGAAAGCAAGCUAACUAACUACAAUAGAACUCACCGUCUCAGUGGUUACAAGCGUGAGUCUGUGACUUUGAUGAAAGGGAGAAGUUCUAUUGCAUCAAAGCAUCUUGCAUUGUGCAUCUUCAUGUUAACCAGAUGUAUGUUCUUCAGUAUUCAUCGAGGUAAGUUUAGAGUUUUUAAACAUCGACCUUUAAACCAAUUGCUGCUACUUGAGUGAUUGCCAAAAAUGAAAUAAUUAGUAGUUCAUGUAAAUAAUACAUGAUCUUCCUAUUUUAUUAUGAAGAAGGUGAAUAGCCAUAUUUGUAAAGUGACAAUCAUGUGUAUUGACCCAGUACUUUCCGUUUUGAAGACACGUUUGCGUUUGUGGCAUGCACAAUGUAGAUAUGUGUUCUGUCUGACUUUCUUUUCUGAUAUAAAGUUAUAAAGAAUUAUGGUUUAUAUAUUUAAAAUGUCAAUCUAAAUGUUAAAAUGUUUGCAUGUUGUCUAAUAAGGUGAAUACUUUGAAUGUGUUUCACAGUUUGAAAUAAGCUAUUCAGUGUAAUACUUUUUUGUAUGCACAUAAACUUAGAUUUUACAUGAAGUAUUUUUCAGUAUUAUAUGUACCCUCUGAAAUAUAUGAGGAUAUGCUUAUUAUACCAAAAUGUUGUUUAAAAGUGGGCACUUAAGCUUUCAGGAUAUCUCAAUGCCAAUGUAGCAUGUUCGUUGCAAUUGCUUUUUCUACAUAAAUGUCUUCAAUGCAAUAUAUUGGAAAACUUUUAUAUUUUAAUUAAAAAUGAUUUUAUAUGGUU